AUGUUUGCGACCCGAGCUCUCCGACAGGCGGCUGCCCACGCUGAGCGUGUCCCCUCCAUCAAGUUCAUUGGAAAGCGCUCCAUUCCCUCUGCUGUUGACCACAGCCCAAGGCCUCACCCAGCCAGCCCCAGCCAGUCCCUCCCCUCCGACUUCUCAGCCAGCUCCCACCACUCCUUCUCCGAGUACCGCCAGCGCUCCCAGCAGUACGGCCCGCUCCAGAAGACCUGGGCUCGCACCAGCGAGGGCGGCAUCGGGGGCGCCUCCGGCUCAGCACUGCCCUCCAUCAACCCCCCUCAGGGCUUCUUCUUCGACCGCGACGAGCUCCCCUCCCGCUUCCACAGGACCUCCUGGAGCGCCGAGGAGAUUGAGGCCAUCGAGAGCGGCGGCGCCUCCGCAUUCGCUUGA
Messenger RNA from Diaporthe amygdali, 405 nucleotides. RefSeq lists its product as uncharacterized. The record is from RefSeq and is a predicted model, not a curated record. Gene Ontology annotation, biological process: 2-oxoglutarate metabolic process. Lineage: Eukaryota; Fungi; Ascomycota; Sordariomycetes; Diaporthales; Diaporthaceae. The transcript has 2 exons. The coding region runs from base 1 to 405 and encodes 134 amino acids.